CAGCAAAAAAGAAAGGAGGGAAAAAGAAUGUUCAGAAAGAAGAAGAUCCCUCGCAGAGUUCUAUGUCUGUUGAGGAGCCAACUUCUCCUGAUGUGCCAGAAGUAGAAGUAGAGGACGACUCUAAUUUGUCGGCGGCAGCUCGCAAGAAAAAAGAGAAAAAAGAAAAGAAGGAAAAGUCACUGCAAGCUUUGCAAGCUCUGCAAGCAACGAGAAAACCUUCUUCACAUUCAGAAUCAACUGCAAAAGAUGAAGAAGGUCCGACUUCUAACGAGCAGGCUACUAAACCUGAGCCAGAGUCUCCAGCAGAAGCACCAUCUCAAACUCAAUCGGAGGCUGCAGCUAUGCCAUCACAAGAGAAAUCUCCACCACCUGAGGUAACCAAAGAACCACCGAAGCCUGUUGAAGAAGAAGAAUUUGGCUUAGGUUUGGGCUUAUCAGGCGCUAGGAAGAAGAAGCCUAAAAAGAAAAAAGCUGAACCAGUUCAACCAGUUGAAGCCCAGCAAGCGCCAGCUGCACAGCCAGUUCCACAGCCAGAAGAGGCUCCUAACGUUGCACCUGCAACGUCACCGGCAGCAGCUCCAGCUCCAGUCCUGGUGCAGAUGCCAAAACCUGCGCAAGCUGCUCCUCCUGGACCAUGGAGCAAGAGUGGAUCUGGAAGAGGUCGUGGAUGGACUCCCGUUCCUUUAGGCACCAUGCCAGCGCCACAAAUUCCACCUCCUGCGAAUCUGAUACCGCAACCGACGCCAACUACUCCAGUUCCUACUGGACGUGGUCCAAAAUCCCUGGAACCUACCUUGUGCCACUACACGAUACCGCAUAAAAUUCCCGGUAACCGUGUUCGAGCUGCCCAUAUAAGAGUAAUGGUCAACUAUUUGGAAAUGGAAUUUAAAGCUCUUAAAAUUUAUCGCUAUGACGUUAGUGUAACUCCUGACAAACCAAAGAAGAUGUUGCCUGAUGUGUUUUUAAAAGUGAAAAAUAAGUUUUUCGCUAAUGAACUGAUAGCGUUUGAUCAGAUGAAAAACUGUUAUUCAUUGAAUCCUCUUAAGAAUAUUACAUCGACGGAGCGGUUCCAUGCCACUGUCGAGUUACUAGAUCAGAAUGGAAGAUCAAUAAAUUUUGACGUUUCACUGAAAGCUACUGGUGUCGUCGAUUUGGAAAAUAUUAAAAAUUACAUGAAAACUCGUGCUUCGUCUCUAUGCCAUCCUACUGAGGAGAUCCAAUGUAUUGAUGUUAUCUUACGCCAAGGAGCGUUGGAGUCAUACGUUAAGGCUGGCCGUCAAUUUUUCAAACGCCCAUCUCGUCCCGUAGAUUUAGGCUAUGGUUAUGAAAUGUGGACGGGAUUGUUCCAGUCCGCGAUAUUUACCAAUAAAUCUUUUAUCAACAUAGAUGUUGCGCAUAAAGGCUUCCCGAGGUACCAGAGCGUGCUUGAUGCUAUGAUCAAAGAUUUCAACUUGGACCCUACUAAGCCCCUUGAAAACCAACGUGGUUAUGACUAUUUCGUUCUUUUCGUCAAAGGAUUGAAGGUGGUUGCGACGUUGGUCGGUAACACGCCGUCAGCUGGUCAUCGUCGGGAGUUCAUCUGUAACGGCCUGGUGGGUCCACCCAAUGAGCUUGUCUUCACUAUUACGGAAUCGGACGGACGCACACGAAAGACAUCCGUCGCGGAAUAUUUCGCGAAAGACAAAAAUUAUAGACUGCGGUAUCCAAGAUUAAAUUGCCUGUGGGUCGGUAACAAGGACAGAUGCAUUUACUUCCCCAUAGAACUCUUACAUGUCGCUGAGGGUCAGGCAUUAACAAGGCAGUUGAAUGACCAACAAAUAUCAAAAAUGGUUAAGGAAGCAGCUACACCUCCUGAUGAGCGUUUGAAGAAAAUCAAAGAAGUGAUUUCUAAUAUGAAGUACUCGCAAAACAGAGAUUUCAAACGAUUCGGAUUGGAGAUUUCGGAGAAGUUUUACACUGUUAAAGCUAAAGUACUGGAGCCUCCUGUUUUGGAGAUUGGAAACGGAAAAGUCACUCCUAGGAAAGGUCAAUGGCAAGCUAACCGUCUCUUGAAGCCUGAAGCACUUACAUCGUGGGCUCUCAUCGCAGUCGACACUGAUCCAAGGAAUGAUUAUGGACAAAUGAUCGAUUUGAUUGUUAGUACUGGAGGACAGAUGGGAAUGGCAGUAAACAAGCCUAAGUUUGUCAACGUUAAUGCUAAGAUGAAGAUGUUGCAUAGUAUUCUGAUGAAUGCAUACCGUGAUGUGCGCUUUGUCUUCAUUGUGGUGUCGUCUAGAGGCCGCGAUGACUAUCAUAAGGUGAAGCAAUUGGCGGAGCGUGAAGUAGGCAUUUUGACCCAAUGCAUCAAAGAGAUGACGGCGCGUCGUAUGAAUCAGAUGACAGCUAAAAACUUACUGCUGAAGGUGAAUUCCAAACUGAUGGGUAUUAACCAAGCUAUCGACUCGCUGGCGAUGCCGAAAUGUUUAAAGGACGCUCCAGUCAUGAUCGUAGGUGCUGACGUCACUCAUCCCUCACCAGAUCAGUCGAAUGUACCUAGUAUCGCUGCGGUGACUGCCUCUUUAGAUCCGAAAUGCUAUAUCUAUAAUAUCGAAUUAAGCAUACAAACUCCAAAGAAAGAGAUGAUCGUGGAGUUUGAAGACAUGAUGUUCGAUCAUCUGAAGAUAUACAAGGAGCGCAAUCAAGGCAGAUUGCCAAAGAAGAUAUUUGUAUUCCGUGACGGUGUAUCUGAAGGACAGUUUAAACAGGUAAUGAACAGUGAACUUGCAGCGGUCCAUAAUGCUUAUCAGCGCAUGGCAGGUAUGCAAAACAAGCCUGAAGUAUUAUUCCUGUUGGUGCAGAAACGACAUCAUACGAGACUGUUCAAUGACGGACCUAACGUACAAUAUAACGUGGAACCAGGCACAGUCGUCGACACUGAUAUUGUGCACGCGUCUGAAUUGGACUUUUAUUUAGUGUCUCACCAAGCUAUAAAAGGCACGGCUCGUCCGACUCGCUACCACACAGUCUGCAACGACGGCAAGAUCCCUGACGAUGAAGUGGAACAACUGACUUACUACCUGUGCCACUUGUAUUCUCGGUGUAUGCGAUCCGUAUCGUAUCCUACACCGACCUACUACGCCCAUCUUGCCUGCCUACGAGCCCGAUCUCUUACUCAUGGCGAAAAAUUCGAUAAUCGAGAAUUGGAACGUAAACCAAAGCGGCUUCAUGUUCUCGACAAGAUGCUGCAAUUCAGCCGCAUGUUCUUCGUUUAA
Messenger RNA from Spodoptera littoralis (African cotton leafworm), 3251 nucleotides. Lineage: Eukaryota; Metazoa; Arthropoda; Insecta; Lepidoptera; Noctuidae. The record is from the annotation of a GenBank genome assembly.